UAGAAUUUUCUCUAUAUAUAGUAAACAAUGUGAUUCCAUGCAAAAAUUGGAAUAUAUAUAGGUUUUGUUGGUCUGCUUUGCAAUCGCUACUGCCAGCUAUGCAUCAAUGGCGAUUCUGGGAUACCUUAUGUUUGGUUCUCACACGCUUUCCCAAGUAACGCUUAACCUGCCGACAGAGAAUCUAAGCUCCAAGAUUGCAAUUUACACAACAAUGGUGAAUCCCAUAGCAAAGUAUGCUCUGCUGGUGAUUCCCAUAGUGAAGGCCAUAGAGAGAUCUGUUGAUGAAGAUGGUGAUUAUUGCUCAAAAAAGAGAUUAUUACUAAUUACCAUGCAGCGGGUAUUAGUAAGAACUAGUGUGGUAAUUAGCACUGUGAUUGUGGCAAUAGCUGUUCCUUUUUUUGGAUACUUAAUGGCACUUGUGGGCGCUUUGAUGAACAUGACUGUUUCAAUCAUCAUGCCUUGUUUGUGCUUCUUGAAGAUUUGCAGGAUUUAUGGAAGACUGAGAUUUGGUGAGGUUAUUGUUAUAUGUUGGAUUGUUGUUAUAGGGGUAGGGAUCAUGAUUGUAGGUACUUACACCGCAAUCAUGCAAAUAAUUACCCAUUUCUAAUUAACUGAUAUAUAAUAAAUCCAGAUGUGUGUUGUGUGCUAUUUGUGUAUGCUUUAUUGCUUCACUCCUUUCGCGCCGCUGAAAUUGUCACGUCUUUCUUUUAUGGAUGGUCAGUCUCACUAAGAUUGUUUAAUAUCAAAUUUGAUAAAU
Molecule: messenger RNA, 757 nt
Organism: Cuscuta europaea
Lineage: Eukaryota; Viridiplantae; Streptophyta; Magnoliopsida; Solanales; Convolvulaceae
Source: the annotation of a GenBank genome assembly